Molecule: messenger RNA, 1033 nt
Organism: Anopheles aquasalis
Lineage: Eukaryota; Metazoa; Arthropoda; Insecta; Diptera; Culicidae
Product: caspase-7-like
Biological process (GO): positive regulation of neuron apoptotic process; proteolysis; apoptotic process
Cellular component (GO): cytoplasm
Molecular function (GO): cysteine-type endopeptidase activity
Source: RefSeq, a predicted model, not a curated record
AUGGCUUUGAAAGAAAGUCUUGGCUUGGCUUUGAAAGAAAUAUUUGUUAAAAACGGCCUACGGCCGGCCAUCUUUGUUGAGUUUAUAGUCGAUAUUGCUUUAGACUUGGCCUUGGAGACUCAUCCAGUGCAAUGUAGGAACUCGCCUAAAGAUGAGUGUGUUGUUCGAAAUUCCCGUGAAGAAAAGCACCUUGACAAGUACGAUCUAAGCAAGAAAGCAUACGUAUUGGUGUUACACCACCACAAGUUUGAUGAUUCCACACACAACAGAGCCGGCAGCGAGAAAGAUAUGGAAAAGAUUGAAAGGUUUUUUCGAGCUUAUCGCGUUGACCCGCUCAAUGUGUGCGCGAACGAAACUGCUGAGGAAGUGCGCUACAUUAUGGAUAACAUUGCACACAAGGAUUUCAGUGACAACAGCUGCUUGAUAAUCAUCAUAAUGAGCCAUGGACUUGCUAAUGAUCAAAUCAUGGCUCGUGAUGGCAAAACGUACUGCUUCGAGGGAGAUAUUGUGGAGAAAUGCACUUCCAAUCGGACGCUCGAUGGCAAACCGAAACUCUUCAUCGUGCAGGCAUGUCGAGGAGGUUCCGUAUGGGCAACGGAUUCUAUCAACAUCCAAAGCAACAAGAACGAUGUCUUGAUCUUUCAAAGCACCUACAAAGGAUUUGUCGCCUUGCGCAACCCACAAGAAGGAACAUUUUUCAUGCAGCAUUUUUUCCGGCUGUUGGAUGAACAUCGUGACAAAGACAUCUUUGGCAUCAUAAAGCUUCUGAACGGCUUUUUCGAAAGCAGCGCUCUUCCUCAAAAUCCCACCAUGACCACAACCCUCCGAAAGGAUUUGAUAUUUGAUGAUCUACGGUUGUAAUGGAAUUUCGAUUCUCGACUUUCACGUUACCCCAUGAACACUUUAAUCAAUCGAAGGGUAGCCAAUUGGUUUACUCUUAACCCUCGGUUGGGCACCCGGCGUUUACCCCUUCGUUGGGCACCCGGGUACCCGGGUACCCCACUUAUGUGCAUUGCAUUGUUAUGUUCUUGUA